Molecule: messenger RNA, 6159 nt
Organism: Coregonus sp. 'balchen'
Lineage: Eukaryota; Metazoa; Chordata; Actinopteri; Salmoniformes; Salmonidae
Source: the annotation of a GenBank genome assembly
GUUAUUUUUGAGUGUUGUUGACGACACGCUGAUAACCAGGAGUACGGUGAAAGUAACUUUAGCUAGCUGGUAUUUAGAAUUUUUGAAAUGUCUAACGCCACACCCGUGACCAAGCCUUCAAACAAAGAGAACCCCCGUGUCUUCUUUGAUGUAGACAUUGGUGGUGAAAGAGGUUAGGAUAUUUUCAAUAAAGGGCUUUAAGUCAUUCAACUGGACCCGCUAGGCUAAUGGCUAGCUAGCAGCACCGGGUGGUUUCUAGAAAAAGCAUUCAUGCUAGCUAUCAUGGUCUUACAUUGUUAACGUUACAGCGACCAAUUAAAGUAAAUAUUUGCAAUUCGCAUGCUGUUUUGAACCAUUUAGCUGCUUGUAUUGUUAGUUUUACUGUCUGAAUUUAACCAGUUAGUCUACUUUGUUACUAUUCAUUCCAUUCGCUUGAUACAUUACGUUCGAAGUAACAAGCACGUGCUGUCAUGUCUUUCAUAAAAGGUCAACACACCAGUAUCUACCAGAUUAGCUAGUUCAGGACUAAAAGGCUUAUUUUAUGAGUUACUACAUAUACUUUGAAAUUGCAUUUAUAAAGACCAGCUAUCCACACAAUGUCAUGCUAUAUCUAUAUUUUGUUUGUCACCAGUUGGCCGAAUCGUGUUCGAACUGUUUGCUGAUGUUGUCCCCAAAACUGCUGAAAACUUUCGAGCACUCUGUACUGGUGAGAAGGGAACUGGCAAAACCACCGGGAAACCACUCCAUUUCAAAGGAUGUCCUUUUCACAGGAGUAAGUAUACUGGAUUUCCACUGUUUGUUAGCCAGCAGAUCUUACCUGCUUGCUUACAGCUGGACUAGGGUCUAUUUAUCAAAGUCUUGUGAACAGCAAGCAGCGACAGCAUAAUUUUCAAAUUAAUUUCCAAUGGUAUUGUACUUAAUCAGGUAAAAAAUGCUGAAUGAGUCCAAACACGUGCUGUGAUUUAUUUAUUUUGAUGAUAUACCAGAAAUCACCUAAACUGGUUUGCCCUGCCUACACAUAGCUAUAUAUAGAUCACAUCAAUAAUGCAGUAAUACAUACAUUUUAUGGUAACAAACUGCAGUAAGAUAGAUAAUGACCUCAAACAUGUACGCUGUCAAUCAAUUUAAGUCAUCAAGCAGUUCAUGAUCCAGGGAGGAGAUUUCUCCAACCAGAACGGCACUGGAGGAGAGAGCAUCUAUGGGGAGAAGUUUGAAGAUGAGAACUUCCAUUACAAGGUAAGGAUUUUCAUAAUGGCACGGCAUAACAUAUAGGAGAUUUUCCUGACCAGUAUAAAGUCUGGGCUUUAGUUAUAGGAAAAACUCCUGGCCCUUAUCAUCACCUUAGCAUUUCUGUUUUCUUGGUCAUCAUUGAAUUAACAUGUGGGUGUCUGUCUCCUCUCCAGCACGACAAAGACGGCUUGCUGAGUAUGGCCAAUUCUGGACCCGCCACCAAUGGCUCCCAGUUCUUCAUCACCACUGUGCCCACUGCUCAUCUAGAUGGCAAACACGUUGUCUUUGGACAAGUCUUGAAGGGGAUGGGGCUGGUGAAAACACUGGAGGCCAUAGAGACCAACGAGGACACACCUCUCAAGGUAAAUCAAUGAAAGGAACUACCACUCUAUUGCCACAUUCAAUAACAUUCAGUAGCAGGAGUUUGGUGUAAUGUGUGUGUGAUGACAUUGUCUUCAGAGGUUGUAUUGGUACAUUAACGCAGCAGCAAGCUGUAUGUUUUGCCUUGCAGCAGGUAGAUGACCUAGUAUUUUUCUGUAGUGUGUGACACUUGUGAAAUGCGCAUCAUGCAUUUACAGUUCUGCUCUGAUUCUUUCCCCACAGCCAUGUGUAAUUGCUGAGUGUGGUGAGCAUAAAGAUGGAGACGACUGGGGAUUAGCACCGAACGAUGGCUCAGGGGACACCCAUCCAGACUACCCAGAGGACUCCGACGUUGAUUUAAAAGAUGUUAGUAGGACUACCACAUUUUUUUCUCUGAAGAUACUCCUGCUACCUCUCUGUUUCUGCCCCUAUGCCUGAUAUGAUCAAACUAGCAGAUGGUAUUAUAGCACUGAGUGGUGUGGUCUCAUUUCAUGAAGUCGACAGUUUUAUGUUUUUCCAGCUUUAAAACACAUUACCGGCCUCUGUUAUGGGAAGUCUAAACUGAAUUAGACAGUAAGUCCCUGACUUUCUAGUUUUUAGAGUUUUCCAUAUUUUGGAGUGGUGGGCCGCCACUGCUAAAUUCAUAUAGGGGAAACACUGAUUGCACCUGUACUACCAUUACUGUACCUCAAUUCCACCUCGCAUUUGCAUUUCCUUCUCAUUUAACUUCUCAAAGUAUUUCCAUACAGGACUUCGCUGCUGUCGCUUGUCUUUCUCUGCCAUUUUCCCAAAUGUUAACGACAAUAACGUAGUGGUGGAGAGUCGACUCCAAAUUCUGAGUGUCAAAAUUCUAUUCCGAUAGGAAUCGACUACUAAGAUUCAGUAUUUUUGGAACGGAGGAGAAUGAUUAGUUGCCGAGAACACAAACACUCACAUAUUUUAUAACGAGCUAGCGAGGGACGGAGAGAGGGGGGAGGGGCACAGUAUAUGCAGGUCGGCCACCAGCCAGACAGUCAGAACCGUGCACUAGGCCUAUCUGUCGGCAAUUAAAAGCUGUAUCUUGCAAUGGAAUGCUGCAUUUCGCAAUGUCUUGGCUUGCAAUGUCUCGCAACUUCAGUAAAGCAGGGCCUAUCAUUAAUGAAUAGGGUAGGAUGUUCUACACGCAACAGACCGAAGACUGAACACACACUGGCAUCAUUAGCAAAGAGAGAGAGAGCAGGCGAGCCAGUGCGAGGGAGAGAGGAGGGGGCAGGCUGAAAGAACCAUACGCAUAUGUCUUGGUAAUCUGUAUCUCGCAAUGUCUUGUCUUGCAUGUCUCGCAAAUUCACAAAAAUGUGCCUAAAGUUCUCCUCUUCGUCUCUGGUUCUAUUUAAAUUAAACAACUUUCCCCAGGCCUUUAUAGUCUAUUGUCUAGUUAGGCUAUAACAAGGAAAAUAAUAUGCUUUGUGAUAACUGCACUGUGAUUUGUGGUUAGGGGUGUUUCUUAACGAUAAGGAUCCCAAUUUCGUUUAAAUGUUCACACCCCUAAUAUGUGGAUGGAUUUAGUCUGUCAAAUUGAAAAGUGUCAUGAACUAUGCAUUGCAGUGAUUGUGAAAUGCUGACGCUGCACUGAUUGUGAAAAUAGCAUAAAAGUAUUUUUGGUUAGGUUGACAAAGUCCUGUCUGUUGCUGAGGAUAUUAAGAAUAUUGGGAACAACUUCUUCAAGAACCAAGACUGGCAGUCUGCAAUCCAGAAGUACUCCAAAGCUCUCAGGUGAAACAUUGUCCAGGGCUCACUCCACUCUCACUGUGACUUACAGUAUGUGUGUGUAUUAGGCCUGCUUGUGUAACAGCAUGACAUGCAUUUGAAUGCGCAAUGAUCAUAGGAGUUGGCCAAAUGGCACAAACAGAUCUGGGACCAGCCUAGCAAAGGACUAAAUGGUGAAACGUGUCUCUUGCCAGGUAUCUGGCGGUUGGCGGAGACGAGCAGGAGAUUGAGAAAGCCCAGGCGAAGCUGGAGCCCACGGCGGUGAGCUGCAUUCUCAACACCGCUGCCUGUAAACUGAAAAUGCAGCUCUGGCAGGAAGCCAUGGACAGCUGCGACGAGGUAAGUAUUUUAGGCCAAUAUGGAGGCAUUGAACAGUCAGUCCUGUGCAGACUCUGCCACCAGGAAACAGAAUCAAUAGAGCAUUUUUUUCUGGAACUGUCCAUUAGUGGCUAAUUUUUGGAGUCAGGUCCAGGAAUGGUUAUGUCACAAUAUCAGGGUUCAGAUGGACCUACAAACUGUGUUGUUCAGGGAUGCGAAAAACCACAAUCAGUCAAUGGGAAAUAUCGUUAUACUCUUGGGUAAAGUAUUUAUUUUUAGGGCAAUAUCUGUAGAAAUUUUACAUUUUAGUCAUUUAGCAGACGCUCUUAUCCAGAGACGCUCUUAUACAGUUAGCGAGUGCAUACAUUUUCAUACUGGCCCCCCGUGGGAAACGAACCCACAACCUUGGCGUUGCAAGCGCCAUGCUCUACCAACUGAGCUACAGGGGACUAUCUUGGUCAACCAACAGCAUAUCGACCAGUCUAAUAAUUGGGGUCAGACCUACUCAAUCAUGGGAUUUUUUUUUUUUUAAAUAAGGGGGAUUAGAAAUGAUGCAAACAAUUUAAAUUGAAAGAAAAAGUAUUUUAGGCCAGCCGAAAUCCUAGAAGCCAGCCCUAUCACGCUCCCACCACUAAGCUACGGUACAACUGUUUAAUAAUUGCAAAGAUUCAAAGGCCAUUCGUGGUCAGUACUAUAGAAGUAUGGAACUGAUUGUGAAUGCAACUAAGGAUUUGUUUUCGUAGAGUACUGUAAUAUUUCUAGUUACAUUUGUAGAUAUACAUUCUUAUUCAGUGUUAGAAAGGGAAAAAAAACACAGAAGUGCAGAACAGUCACUAUUUAGUCUGUGUGUUUGUUUUUCAGGCACUGGAGUUGAACCAGAAAAACACUAAAGCUCUGUUCAGGAGGGCCCAGGCCUGGCAGGGACUGAAGGAGUACAGUAAAGCCAUGGUAAAGAAAAAAGUUGAUAUACACUGUUAUCAUACUAACCAUAUAUCUGACUUCAGAAUGUGUAGCCUUGGUCCCAGCCUAACAAAAAUGUGCUCUCUUUCUGGACUGGAACCUAUGGUACAAGGAUAUUUUCCCCCACUGAUUAGAAUUCAUAUGGGUUAUUUGCACUAAAACAUGCCAUCAAAAGAGUUGGGGCGAAUCGAUUCUUAACACUAGAAUCCUUAAUUGAAACAAUAACAAAAUGGUCACUCCACCUGUGUAUUGAUAAAAAGCUGAGGGAUGUGCCUGGAGAAAUGUAACCACUCAAAUGCAUAGAGAGGGCUAUGGAUUUAAGGACUGACCAUCCAUGAUAUCAACAUUAUCAUUUUAACCACGUUCUGAAGCGAUACAGUGUUUUACAUUGUUUACAAACAUUGGCAUAAAACAAGCAUGUAUUUUGGGUUCUAAUGGGGUACGACAGUUGAACUAAGCUCAUGAGGCAUUUAUAAAUUAUAUUCUUCAAGAAUGAAAUGGGUAUAUAUAUCAUUAAUUUAUACGUCCAAAAAUGGAUGUAGCAACUGAGGAUUCCAGCUUUAAAUCCAGAAUUGGAGGAAGUGUUCAAUAACUGGCUCAUUGGAGUUUGACUUGUCUGUCGACUCACUGAAAUGUUUCUCACCUUUUGCCAUUAGAGUGAUCUGAAGAAAGCUCAAGAAAUAGCACCAGAGGACAAAGGUUGGUACUGCUUCUUUACGGUAACAAUCAAUCCAGCGGAUCAUGUGUCCUUAUGGCUGCAUUUACACAAGCAGCCCAAGUCUAAUCUAUUGCCCAAUUAGUGGAAAAAAUAUUAGAAUUGGGCUGCCUGUGUAAAUUUAGCCAUGUGUUCUUUUCAAUAUUCUAAAGGCUAACUAUAACUGAGAAUAAAUGGUCCAUAGUGAGAGCAGUAUGAUGCUCAUCAAAAUAACUUAUUUACAAAACCCCUUCAUGACAUAAUGUGCAACAUAGAUUUGCUAAUUUUGUCGUGAUAGGUUGUUUUCCUUGCCUGACAAGUGAAUUUACUUGUUCAUCCUUUGACAGCGAUCGGAAACGAGAUGAAGAGAGUCCAGUUGAAAGUGAAGGAGGAAAAGGAGAAAGAGAAGCAAAUCUAUGCAAAAAUGUUUGCAUGAAGAUCAUCAGACAAUCAUUUGAUAUAGGCCUACCCUUGAUGUCCACUCGCCAGUAAUUAGUUAUUUCUGUAAGGCAGCUAGCUACAAUACAGGUCCCAAUUGAAAACCAUCGCUGUAUAAUAUUGGCUGUUGUUGGAAGUUCCUUUUAUGUUUUAUGAGUGGCACAUAAGGGUAGCCGAAAAUGAAGUGUGGGUAAAGAGGAAGCUCAACCCUGUCUGCAUUUUACUAUUCGUUUAUUUGGAGGGUUGUUCUGUCAAUGAUACUCAUGUUUACAAAGAACUACUGUAAUAUCCCUUUGUCUGAAUGUUUAAGAUAAGCCAUAAGAUGAAAUGUGGUUGGUUAGUUAAGACUCAAAUUCUGGACUUUGCCUACUCCACCUGUAUGCAGUGCAAUUAAAUUCUACCUGUACGUUCAA